Oryza sativa Japonica Group (Japanese rice) is the source of this 1300-nucleotide messenger RNA. The record is from RefSeq and is a predicted model, not a curated record. NCBI's taxonomy places the organism in Eukaryota, Viridiplantae, Streptophyta, Magnoliopsida, Poales, Poaceae.
UCCGAACAGGCUAUAUAUAUCUAGACCAAUCAUCCCACGAAUCAUCUCACAAUCAUCAGAACCAAAUUCACAGCUAAAUCGCACGCACACCACAGUCUACAGCAUCUCUGCUUUGCAGCUGCAGCUUAAUUUCAGAGCUAGCGAGCUACAACUUUCAGCAAACGCCUACUGACCACGACGACAGAAAUGGCUCCAGCUCGACCUUUCGCGUUGCUGUUUCUCGCAGUCACGGUCGGCUUCGUUCUGCUGACGGCGGCCGACGACUCGGCCAAUGCGACGGCGACGACGACGACAGCGAUGGCUCCGUCGUCAUCGACCGACGACGCGGCUCCGCCCGUGUGGCUGAAGGCGCACGCGACGUUCUACGGCGGCGCGGACGCGUCGGGCACCAUGGGAGGCGCGUGCGGCUACGGCGACCUUUACUCGCAGGGGUAUGGGACGCGGAACGCGGCGCUGAGCACGGCGCUGUUCAACGACGGCGCGUCGUGCGGGCAGUGCUACAAGAUCGCCUGCGACCGCAAGAGGGCACCGCAGUGGUGCAGGCCCGGCGUCACGGUCACCAUCACCGCCACCAACUUCUGCCCGCCCAACUGGGACCUCCCCAGCGACAACGGCGGCUGGUGCAACCCUCCACGGCCGCACUUCGAUAUGGCGCAGCCGGCCUGGGAGAAGAUCGGUAUUUACCGUGCCGGCAUCAUCCCCGUCAUCUACCAAAGGGUUCCAUGUGUAAAGAAGGGUGGUGUGCGGUUCACCAUCAACGGGCAUGACUACUUCAAUCUCGUUCUUGUGACCAACGUUGCAACCACCGGCUUGAUCAAGUCGAUGGAUGUGAUGGGCUCCAACUCAACCGACUGGCUGCCAAUGGUGAGAAACUGGGGUGCAAAUUGGCACUCGUUAUCGUAUCUCACUGGACAGAUGCUUUCCUUUAGGGUGACCAACAUGGACGGCCAGACGCUUGUCUUCAGAAACAUUGUGCCGUCAGGAUGGAAGUUCGGGCAAACAUUUGCAAGCAAACUGCAGUUCAAGUGAUCAUCCUGAAUUGAUUGGGUUUCUACUGCCUGACUGAUUAUUUAUGAUGGACAUUUGCACAGUGUAUAUAUACACGUUGUAAGGACUAUUGAAUUGUGCUUCUGUGCACUAUUGCACAUAUGAUUUUUUUUAUUUUUUAUUUUUUAUUGUUUAUACCUGAUUUAUUGGUGUAUAUAUUUAUGUCUUUAUCCCAUAUGUAUGGGUGGGUACUUGUAUAUACAAAGAUGUUUAUGCUCUUCAUUGAAUCAAAACAUAUUCAGAUUAAUUUUUA